AUGGCCGCCGUUGCCAACGACGACGACACCAAGCUCACCAUCGUCCUCGGCCCGCCCGCCGCCUCGCCGGGGUCCAAGGAGACUACCUGCGCCUGUGGCGCGCUGCCCAGCACCGGCGGCGGCGACGACGUCACCGCCACGGCCGUGUCGUCACCGGCGCGGCGGGAGCGGGACGUCCAGUGGCUGCGCGCCGCGGUGCUGGGCGCGAGCGACGGGCUGGUCUCCACGGCGGCGCUCAUGCUUGGCGUCGGCGCCGCGGGCGACGACGACGACGACGACGACCUGCGCGCCGUCGCCCUCGCGGGCCUGGCGGGCCUCGUCGCGGGCGCCUGCAGCAUGGCCAUCGGCGAGUACGUGUCCGUGCACGCGCAGCUGGACGUCGAGCUGGCCGAGCUCGAGCGCGCCGGGGCAGCGGGCCGGGCUGCGGGGCUCCCGAGCCCCGGGCAGGCGGCGGCGGCCUCGGCGCUGGCGUUCGCGGCCGGGGCGGCCGUCCCGCUGCUCGCGGCGUGGUUCGUCACCGGCUACAGGGCGCGGGUGGCGGUGGUGGUGGCGACGGCGACCGCCACGCUGGCGGUGUUCGGCUCGCUGGGGGCCGUGCUGGGCCGCGCCCCGGGUGGCCGGGCCGGGCUGAGAGCCGUGGUGGGUGGGCUGGUGGCCAUGGGGAUCACAUAUGAGAUCAUGAAGCUGUUCAGAAUCCGUCAUGGAGAUUGA
Messenger RNA from Panicum virgatum (switchgrass), 711 nucleotides. RefSeq names its product vacuolar iron transporter homolog 4-like. Gene Ontology annotation, biological process: intracellular manganese ion homeostasis. NCBI's taxonomy places the organism in Eukaryota, Viridiplantae, Streptophyta, Magnoliopsida, Poales, Poaceae. The transcript has a single exon. The record is from RefSeq and is a predicted model, not a curated record. Gene Ontology annotation, cellular component: membrane. Bases 1 to 711 code for a protein of 236 amino acids. Gene Ontology annotation, molecular function: manganese ion transmembrane transporter activity; iron ion transmembrane transporter activity.